This is a messenger RNA of Trichomycterus rosablanca, 3557 nucleotides long. RefSeq names its product ubiquitin carboxyl-terminal hydrolase 15-like. The transcript is spliced from 22 exons. The record is from RefSeq and is a predicted model, not a curated record. Gene Ontology annotation, molecular function: cysteine-type deubiquitinase activity. Gene Ontology annotation, biological process: protein deubiquitination. Lineage: Eukaryota; Metazoa; Chordata; Actinopteri; Siluriformes; Trichomycteridae. Gene Ontology annotation, cellular component: nucleus. Bases 1 to 2988 code for a protein of 995 amino acids.
AUGGCGGAGGGAGGAGCGGCGGAUUUGGAGACUCAGAGAGCAGAGGUCGCAGCGCUGCUUAAAACUCAGCUCCGGAAAGGGGACACAUGGUACUUAAUAGACAGUCACUGGUUUAAACAGUGGAAGAAGUAUGUGGGCUUUGACAGUUGGGACAAGUACCAGAUGGGAGAUCAGAAUGUCUACCCUGGACCGGUGGACAACUCAGGUCUCCUUAAAGAUGGUGAUGUUCUUGCCAUUAAGGAGCACCUUAUCGAUGAAUUGGAUUACAUCCUCGUGCCUACUGAGGGCUGGAAUAAGUUAGUCAGUUGGUAUGGGCUGACUGAAGGCCAGGAACCAAUCGCCCGGAUGGUGGUUGAGCAGGGAAUGUUUGUGAAGCACUGCAAAGUCGAGGUCUACCUCACAGAGCUGAAACUAUGUGAAGACAGCAAUAUGGACAACGUCAUCACAAGGCGCUUCAGUAAAGCGGACACAAUAGAUACCAUUGAAAAAGAGAUGCGCAAACUGUUCAGCAUUCCUGAUGAGAAGGAGACCAGAUUGUGGAACAAAUACAUGAGCAACAUGUUUGAGCCUCUGAACAAACCGGACAGCACCGUUCAGGAUGCUGGUCUGUACCAGGGCCAGGUUUUAGUUAUAGAGCAAAAAAAUGAGGAUGGAACAUGGCCUCAAAGUUCCUCCACAAUGAAGUCAUCUGAUGCUUCCAAUCUCUCUGCUUUGCCAAAGAUCUCCCCUUCAUCUCUCACAAACAAUCAUAACAGCAGCUUCAGCAACCGGAAUGUGAAGAACUCUAGCUAUAGCGUUUCACCAUACCCAGCCUUCAACAACUAUGAUUACACGGAACAGAGCAGGCAGAGUGAGAAAGCAGGCCUGUGUGGCCUCUCCAACCUGGGCAACACCUGCUUCAUGAACUCUGCUACACAGUGCUUGAGUAAUAUUCCUCCCCUCACUGAGUACUUCCUAAAGGACAAGUAUCAAGAUGAGCUGAAUGAGGACAACCCUUUAGGAAUGAAAGGAGAGAUCGCGAAGGCUUAUGCUGAGCUUAUCAAACAGCUAUGGUCUGGCAAAUACAGCUAUGUCACCCCAAGACCUUUUAAGACCCAAGUGGGCCGAUUUGCCCCUCAGUUCUCAGGCUAUCAGCAGCAGGACUCCCAUGAGUUGUUGGCUUUCCUGCUGGACGGCCUGCAUGAGGAUCUGAACCGCAUUAGGAAAAAGCCUUACAUCCAGCUCAAAGAUGCAGACGGAAGGCCAGACAAGGUAGUAGCUGAAGAGGCUUGGGAGAAUCACAUCAAGAGAAACAACUCCAUCAUUGUAGACAUUUUUCACGGCCUUUUCAAGUCCACCCUGGUGUGUCCUGUCUGCUCGAAGGUCUCUGUGACCUUCGACCCUUUCUGCUACUUAACACUGCCUCUCCCAAUGAAGAAGGAACGAACACUGGAGGUGUACCUGGUGCGACUAGACCCCCUAACAAAACCCAUGCAGUAUAAGCUGACGGUGCCUAAAGUCGGCAGCAUCUCAGACCUCUGUGCCUCUCUUUUGGCCCUGUCUGGAGUAUCUGCAGAUAAGAUGAUUGUCACGGAUAUCUACAACCACCGGUUCCACAGAAUUUUUGCCUCUAAUGAGAACCUGAGCAGUAUAAUGGAAAGGGAUGACAUCUAUGUGUUUGAGGUUGGAAUAAACCGGUCAAAGGACACAGAGCAUGUAGUGAUCCCUGUCCACCUCAGAGAAAAAUACAAGCAGUCUGGUUACAACCACAGCAGUACACCGCUUUUCGGCUUGCCGUUUCUCGUCACAGUCCCGCGCACUCUGAGCGAGGAGAAGUUUUACAACCUGCUGCUCCUCCGCCUGAGUCGUUUUGUGCGCUCAGCACCAGAUGAGGAGGAUUGCGACGAGACGCACUCAGGCAAACAUCACGCCAUCAAUGGCAACGCCACCAAUGGUAUACUGGAGGAGGGCUCGCCCAGUGAAAUGGAGACCGAUGAGCAGGAUGACGAGUCCAGUCAGGACCAGGAUCUUCCGUCGGAGAAUGAUAACAGCCAGUCAGAGGACUCGGUGGGUGGGGACAAUGAGCUGGAGAACGGGAUAGGCUUAGAAAACAUGACCAAAGGACAGCAACUAACAGGCCACAAAAAGAGACUUUUCACAUUCCAGUUCAACAACAUGGGCAAGACUGACCUGAGUUUUAUUAAAGAGGAGCCACGGCAAAUCCGAUUCGAUGAGGGACACCUUCGACUCAGUGACAGAUCCUAUCUUUCACUGGACUGGGAGCCUGAGAUAAAGAAGAAAUACUUUGAUGACAGUGUAGUUGAAGACUUUGAUAAACAUGAGAGCAUGGAAUACAAACCUCAAAAGAAAGCUUUCUUUAAAUUAAAGGACUGCAUCGAACUCUUCACUACCAAAGAAAAGUUAGGAGCAGAGGACCCAUGGUAUUGCCCAAGUUGUAAGCAGCACCAGCAGGCCACUAAGAAACUGGACCUUUGGUCUCUGCCUCCUGUACUUGUGGUCCAUCUGAAACGCUUUUCCUACAGCCGCUACAUGAGGGACAAGCUGGACUCACUGGUGGAUUUUCCUCUUCGGGAUCUGGACAUGUCCGAGUUUCUGAUCAACCCUAACGCUGGCCCGUGCCGCUAUGACCUCAUUGCUGUAUCUAACCACUACGGAGGAAUGGGAGGGGGGCACUAUACAGCCUAUGCCAAGAAUAAGGACGAUGACAAGUGGUACAACUUCGACGACAGCAUCGUAUCUUCAGUCAGUGAGGAUCAAAUUGUGUCCAAAGCUGCGUAUGUCCUGUUUUAUCAGCGCCAGGACACGGUAAAGGGAACAGGCUAUUUCGCACUGGACCGUGAGGACGCAGACGAGCAGGAAAGUGCAUUGGCGCGGGGGAUCAACGGUCAGAGCGAUGAAGAUGAGGACGAGGAAGAAGAGGACUUAAACGACAACGAGCAGGAUGAAGAUCUGGAGCCUAACCAUGACAUUUCCAUGAACACCAACUGAGGUGGGACUAUCAUGGUAGGAAAAAUGUGAGGGGAGGAAGCACCCGUGUCUGAAGCCAUAUCGAAUGCAGGAAGCCCAGAACACGCCCGAGCUGGAUCGUUCGGGUAAUGCCGGCCCAAAAACACAGAAGGGUGAUGUUAAAUUUUCUUGAUAAGUUUGUUGUCCUCAUGGCUCCCCCGUCCAGUCCUGACUGGAAAGUAGAUAGCGAAAGGAAUUUGAGUCGAUUGGAGUCAGGUCUGAACACGUUCCUGACCAGGUCUGCUCUUUUGGUUUGCCUUGUGAUAGUGUGGUGUUUAAGAGAAAGAGAAAUGUAUACCGAAUGCUUUAUUUUAUCAUUAUUUUGCCUUGUACAUAGUGUUGGAUGGACGCCGAAUCUGUGGGUUUUAACGAGACUGAAACUAACAGAGUGUUAAUUUGCACUAUGUUUUUAUUGCUAGUAUUAGUGCCAAGCAUACUGCAGAACCGGAUCACAACCACUUUGUGUUCACUUUGUCAGCUGCUCAAUAAGCUGCUUAUAAACCAAGAGUGCAAAUAUAUAAGCAUUAUUCUUACCAGAAAUGGCCUGAAAA